AUGUCAACAGCUCUUUACAUUUACGAUUGUUUGUAUCCCUCAGUGACAAGAGAGGAUCUUCCAAGAGUUCCCACAGGUUCUCCUACAGGAGUUCCCAUACUCUGGAUAGUGCUGGGAGUUUCCGUAGCUCUUUCUGCUUUGGUGGUGGGGAUAAUUGUCUACCGUAAGAGAGCAAAGAUGAGUGAACGGUAUUUCAUAAAAUGUUAUAGUCUAUAUGAAUGCUUUGUAUUAUGAUAAUGAUAUGCGUGCGGAAAAAGACGAUAUUUUUUCUGUGUAAGUGUCUGUUGGUCUUUAAGUGUCUCUUUCUCAGUCAAGUCGCGCUGGUGAGUGACCUUCCUUACAGACCAAGGCGAUGUACUUUUAUCACCAUGUAUGAACCAGGAAGCCAUCUCUGAUUUAAGCAUUACCACAAGCCCAUGAUUAAUGACGACGAGUAUCAUUAACAUUUAAUUUGCACUAUUUUCUCUAGGUCCAGUGAGUCUGACAUUGCUGAGUUUAUGUUGCUGGAAGUCCCACACGAGCGGGUUACUAUCAUGGAGGAACUGGGACGAGGCUCUUUUGGAAUUGUUUAUAAGAGCGUGAUGAGGGGGGUACCUGAAAAGAAUACAUUCUCCAAACCAAAGGAUCACAGUUUGGAUUCGCAUGAGGGACGUAUUGUUGCUACAAAAGUUCUACCAGGUGCGUGAAUUCAGAAUAUGGAAAAAAGAUAACUUACUCUUUCAGCAAACGCUAUUCAGGAGAGUGAUUCUUAUUAAUAACAGGCAAGAGAGGCUCUCUUGUAACAGGUUUGAAUAUUUAAUCCAAUAGAUAGCAAACAUUAUAUCGUGGAAAACAGCAUCUCAAUGCCCCAGUCGGUAACAGUGGGCGCUUUCCAUUUAGUCAAAAUUUCCGGAAUUUCCGGUUCGGUGGUAAAUGGAACACGUUUCGUCGGUUCGUCCCACUGGAAAAUUCCCAGAAAAAGUGGAAAAUCUAAAAAGGUGGGCACGUUUUCCCGGUUGGAAUUUCCAAACGGAAUUUCGUCUUCCAUUUACACGUUUCUCGUAGUUUGUACCAGUUCCAGGUCCACGGCAUGAAAAUCUGUCACUGCCACUUAGCAAAUCAAAAUGGUUUUUUGCUGGGCCCACAAUGGAGGCACUUUUGCACCACGAGUGCCCUGGCCUUGGAUUAAUUGGUAAGUAUCUAGUAAUGAGUAAUAGCAAUAUUUAUUCAGAGGUUCAUAUUCACUGAAGAGAAUCCCUGCAAUUUUUCUGCUGACACGCUUUUCCCGCCAUUUGCUCUCUUCAGACGCUUUUUCUUGAGAUUCCAGUCGGUCGCCUUCACCCUAUUCUGAAACUAUGACAUCUAACAAACUAACAAACUGGGAAGAUCGUCAUGUCAGGAACUUAAUCACCUCUGGGGCCGUCGGGCACCGCGACGUACCGGGGUUUACGACCAAAUAGAACAACUUUUUACUAGUCGGCAAUUCCAGUUUUGCUUCCAGCCAAAUUUCCAGUAUUUUUUCCUAAAUGGAAAGCGCCCAGUGUGAUGUACCUCAGGGGCCCAUUUUUGAUCUUAAAUUUUGUUUUGUUUUGUUUUCUUAUAUUAUAUAUUACUAAUAUUAAUGACCUCCCUGAAUGUUUCCAAUUUACCACACGUUUUGCAUGAAUCAAUCAGUGUAGACAUAAAAACCUUCAGUAAGAUCAGAACAUUGAUAAGGCGUGCUCCAAGGUUAGUCGUGUUACAAGUGGUCUUAGACAAGCUCGAGAUUAUGUCACAUUAUUUAAAUGUACUAAAAAGUAUACAGCGCUUAAAUCGAUGCCCGUGUUCGAGCGAAAACCGAGCGGGCACCUUUUAACAAAACCACACAGAUAUAAAAAAUGCAAAACAGAGCAGGCUGCAUGAUCACUCCUCAGGGCUGUGAGACGAUAACAGACUAUCUCUUUAAACCAAUUCAAAAUAUUAGUGCAUGCCUUCGUAAUGUGUAGAUUGGUCGUUCUCUUAUGUUAUCUUUCGAAAUACGUUAUUCACAUGUUUCAGUCACUUGAGAACUUUAUCUGAUCGUAUUACUGCAGCUUUACUUAGAGAACUACAUUGGCUUCCCUUGAAGCAUGAGUAGCGGAAUUUUAAAUUAUUUAUGUACGAGCUAUAAUCAUCAUUUGUUUCAAACUUACAAGCCUGUUAGGAGUUCACGAUCAUCAACCAUGAACUUGUUAAUUAGUGACACCCAGAUCAAGGCUAAAAUUUUAUCGGGCGAUCAUGCUUUUUUCGUUUUUUGCCCCUAAACUUUGGAAUGAUUCUCCAGAACACAUACAGUGUAAAAUAGAGUGUGAAUAUUCGUUCUUCUAAGAAAAAUCUUAAAGCUCUAAAAACUUCUAAGCUUUAUUUUUAUUUCGUAGUUUUGUUUAACAAUUUGUCUAUUUUUUAAUGUUACGAGUUACUGCUUUCUAGUCGUUUAAGUUGAAAACAUUUAUUGUAAAGCGCCUUUGAGCUUGAUGAUGAUAAUGAUGAUGAUGAUAAUGAUGAUGUUGACAGUGAGCCGCAAACCCUUCAUGAAACCCAACUACAAAAGCAUACUGGGAUGUCCCUGUCUAUGCAGAGUCAAUGGAAGUGAGCCAAUUGGAUAGAUGCGUAAGGAUUACAAAUGUGCACUCAAAGAAAGUCAUAUUACUGGAGAUGAACUGCCCGUGGGUCGAGAAUAAGGAAGCAAUUAAAGAACACAAAACGUGGCGUCUAAGAUUAAAGAGAAAAGUUUCCGGACUAAAAGAUCAUCCAGUAUCACAUCAUGUUACAUGUUGUGUUUGGUGAUCGCUGGAUGAAGAGAACUAACGGUUUUUCUUUGAGACUUUGUUUUAUCUACGUCACUUAACUUAGGGAAACAAUUCUUUAACAACCAGAUUUUUUUCUCAAGCAGAAAUUAGGACCUGAGCUAUUGACUGUUAAUUAGUUCCUUUUUUCUUUAGAUCUGGUUUUAGUUGUUCAGUAGUAACUGAUAUCGUGUAGCAUAUACGUAGGUCACGGUUACCUGGCUUUUCGUUAAAUGUCUUUUGUUUUUUAGAAAAUGCCACGGAAGAGGACAAACAGCAGUUAGUUCGGGAAAUCGAGCUGAUGAAGGAAGUCGGCACACACCGUAAUAUUGUGAGCAUGCUCGGGUACUGGAUCCAAUCACCUCCCAUUAUGUUAAUCAUGGAAUAUGUUCCAAACGGAGAUCUUCUUCAGUGGCUCAGAAACAAAAGGCAACAGGUAUCAUUACUUUAUCAGCUGUGUCAACAAAAAUUUGCUGCCCUCUUUUUUGCCCUUUGUUUAAAAAAUAUCUUCUCUUCAUGAUUCGCAAUAGGGCUGCGCACAGGUAUAUUUCUAGAACUCAAACUCAGUCAAACAAAUUCCUCAAUUUUGUUUGUCUUUUUGUUAUUAAAAUGUCAAGUUUGUCUGACUUUUGUCGUGAAAAUAACAAAAAUGGCAGAUUUCAGACAAACAUGGCAAAUUAGUAACACUGACGUCAUUAGUAUUCUGUGCUGCACUUUAAUUUUCUAAUGAACAUCGUCCUGGGCGUGUAUGUUCUUUUUCUUACAUUGUAUGGUCUCUUAAGGCAGAGGGAAAAUCCUCUACCUCAUCACACGUCUAAAAACCAUCGUCUUCAGUAAAAAUAAUAAGAUGGUAAACAACUUGAUGUGAGAAUUUGUACAUGUUGCUUAUAAUACAGAGGUGCACUAACUGAAUGUAGAUAUCAAUGCAACCGGAUAUUCGUAUUUUUCCAAACGCAGUUUAUACAGCCAGACUGUUUAGAUGCUAUUCAUGUAUUCGGAAAACAAAGAUCGGUAAAUACACAACAAUUUGUAUUCAACGCUGAGUUAAUAAAGCCAAGCUUGCCCUGGUAAGAUCAGUUAAGGUUUCCGGGAAACUGCCCACCUAUCCCUCCCCUAAGUCACAUUUUGCCCUGAGUGACAAGGUAGUGUUAAUGUUGUCUUAGGAGAGGGAAGGUGGUCAGAAAAGAAAACAAAACAACGUUUUGAGCGUUUACCCCUGGGGGUACUCCCGCCCGAUAGGAUGAGGAUCUCCAUCCUUAAAUAUGGUACCGUUAUUCUUUCAGGUAAAAUUCACGUGCGUUAAUGCCCAACACACGAGAAACAAAUCAUAGAUCUGUUAAAACUGAACUUUACCCUAGAGCUGAUUAGGAGCGCGAUUCAAGGAAGUUUUUUUCUGUUUCCUUUAAUUCUUAGGUUUUGUUUUCCCCUUGAACUGGGCCUCAUUUUCCAUGUUUGGGUCUUUAAUAUGAUAUUGGUUUUCGCUUGUCUCAACUAUUCGAAAUUUUUGAGAGUACCCCCCUCCCCCCCAGGUGGGCAUUAACCUUUUCUGGUCAGAAUGAAUCACGGGAUUACUAAUGGUGGAGCUACUCUAUUGUUUGAACAUGGUAACAAGACAAGAAUAGUUUACUUCAACAAACGCUUUUCAUUCUAGUAAUUUACUUGUUUCUUUUCUCAUUUUCCCAUGUAUUCACCAACAGUUGAGGUCCGCCAUUUGAUAAACCGUCCUUGAUUCGAGCUGACAAAGGGCUUCCACUCAAAAUGCUAGUCAGCUUUUCGAUCCACGAUCUUUCAAUGGUGGCAAGAUGAGUUAUUCAAAUCAGCCGAUAACACGAGAGUUUUGCUUUUCAACCCCCGACCGAAGCAGUAGAAAAGUUUCUUUUUAAAAGGCCCUUCAAAAUGUUUUGGUGGACAUAAUGAUUGUCCGUCGAGAGUUUCAAAACCGCCGCCGUCUGCUGAGCGGGAGGCCGUAGGUUCAAACCCCGGCCGGAGCAACACCCAGGGUCUUUAAAUAACUGCGGAGAAAGUGCUGCCUUUGUAUAAUAUCUGCAAAUGGUCUGACUUUCUGGUCUUCUCGGAUAAGGACGAUAAACCGUAGGCCCCGUCUGACAAGCCCUUGCAAAUGUAAUAAAUCUGUGGGACGUUAAAGAACCCACACACUCGCUCUUCGUGAAGAGUAGGGCACGUAGUGGCCGGUGUAGUGGUUUAUCUCACGUUCACGCUCAUGUAUGGGGGCAUCAUUACUCAUUCCUUCAUUACUUGUAAAAUGCACCUUAUGCAGUCUGGCAAAGUCCCCCAAACAGCGUUGUAAAUUACACAUAACACGAGCCGAAAGCCCUGUACGAGAUAUGACGUUUAAUCCAUUUGAAUUUUCCGUGGACGCCUUAAAGAAAGUUAGCCCAUAAGGUAUUCCCGGCUAGAUUUUCAGUUUAACGUCGGUUAAGUAAUCUUUCAAUUCACAUGGAUUCCUUUUAAAUUGGUAAAAAUAUUUCGGCUGAACCAACUGAUAGUGCUGAAAUUGUUUCUGCUGACAAAACCGUUUCAUGAUCAGAAGGGAUUCAUUUCAAUAUUUUUUUGCAGCUUACAAUGAAAAAGAGUCAGCAAAGUGAUGUCGUUGAAAGGCUUAAGCCUCCUGUUCCUGAGAGACCGAAAUUGGUGUCAAGGAACCUGCAAACAAAAGAUGUCCUGGAUGAAAACCUGGAAGAGGAGAAGAGCGAAAGAAAUAAUGAAGAAAGUGGAAAAGACGGUGGUUAUCAUUCCAACGAGACGAAGGAAAUUAAAAUCGACCUGGACGACGUUGAAAGAGGAAUUCUAAUCAACGAUGCUCCUCGAUCUGAGAUGGAACCUCUGUGCUCAAACUUGGAAGACGAAGAUGACAAGGAGGAAGAAGAAAGUGACGAUGUCAACACGUCAUUUCUACAAAAUGAAGGACGAAAGGGGUCGGCUGCGUCGGUGAUGGUGUUACCCUCGAUCAAAAUUGCCCAUUUCUCCAAAGAAAAAGAGCUCACUCUUGCUGAGCCCUUAAGAAACGUCGAAGAAAAGAUCACCAUCGAGAAAGAAGAAAGCAGCUGUGAGGGCAAGGAAGAUGAUGAAGAAGACAUUUCUGGGAAAGAAGUUCUAUGUUAUGCGUGGCAGAUUGCUAAAGGGAUGGUAAGAAUUUUUUCGACUGAAGAAUGCCUUGAGCAAUUUAGUCAUCAUUUGCAAAGCACAAAAAUCUGCCUCUUCCCCAUAUUUAAAAAACGUCUUUUUAGGGCGUGGUAUUCCACGGAGGGCUUCAUUCCACUCACCCCAAGUCUCCCUGAAAAACAGCAUUUAAUUAAGUGUCAACAGGUGUCAACGGGCUUUCUUCCGCGGUUGAAAAACUUAAUAACCUUAUUUUUCAGCCAAUAUUCAUCCCUUCGAGUUAUCGAGGGUAAAAUUGUAUGGAAAUGAUCUGAAGGGAAACAAAAAUUACUUCGAGAUAGCGGGAGUUUCGAGUUAUCGAGGGUUCGAGUUACCGAGGGUAAAUUAGGGUAAAUGUAUGAAGGAAAUCCAAGGGAAAUCGAUUUUGGUUCGAGUUAGCACAAGGUUUGAGUUAGCGAGGGUUCGAGUUGUCGGGAGUCGACUGUAGUUCACUUAGCUUGUUCAACUUUGAGGGCUUUUUUUGCUGAAAAGAAUACGUUGCGGGGUUUUCUUGGCCAAUUCCUUAAUUUGUUUCUUCGUUUUCCAACAGCUGUGACGGAAAUCCUCCAUCCUUUCUUCAUGAAUAGACCCACGAUCACUUCCUCCUGCUUUCCGGACCGUUUGCCUGGCACAGCUUGCAGUAGCCUUUUCCAGGCUCUCGAUAGUAGGGAUGUUGCGUAAGCGUAAGGCACCGGCAAAAAUAUAAACGCGUGAUCUAGAAUUGAAAAGGGGGCGGUGGCGGGCCAUUUUUGAGCCUGGAACAGACGUUUCAUUGCACUUGGUUGCUUUCCCGCCAAAUCGUUAAAUCAGUGGGAGUUCCUUUACAACGAUAUCCCGAUUAAACUGCUAUCCCCCUGCCAUAUCGUAAAAUCGAGGUUCCAAUUUACUUUCAUAUUGACCAAUCAAAAUGGAAAUUUGUGUUGAUCUAAGGGUAUCUGGUAAUUAAAAAUUGUUGGAGACAUAAUUUCGUUAUUUCUCUGCCAGGAAUACUUAGCCAGCAAAGGAUUCAUUCAUCGUGACCUGGCAGCCCGUAAUAUCCUACUUGGUGAGGACAGAGCGGUGAAGAUCGCUGAUUUUGGUUUGUUACGCCGUGUAAAUGAGAAUGAGAUAUACGAAGUUACGAGCGUAAACAAGCUACCAAUGAAAUGGAUGGCACCUGAAGCGUUGGAAAGCGGCAUUUUUACUUUCAAGACUGACGUGUAAGUAUAUGAUAUGUUAAUAAGGUCACUGUUAGGCCAUGCAGUGUGACGUUGAGGUUCGAGAUAACAUAAACCCUGCAAUGUUUAGAACUGUCUGAAAAAAAAAAAAAAAAAGAGCACAAUUUUGACACUGCUUAUAGGAGCGGUUAUCACUCUAUCUCUAAAGGAAUACUCAAGUAUUUGGAAAACAUUAGCCUGUUCCAUGCGUGAAAGUUGAAAAUAAGAGAUAUAAAUAGAAACUUUGAGCCGAUGAAGUUAAUCUGAGACCAUCUUGGAUAUUAGAUUCCACACCCCACAUCCCUUAUUCCAGAUACUGGAUUCCAGAUUCCAACUCAGAUUCAUAGUUAGCGGGAUUCCAGAUUCCAAAGUCCAUGAUUCCGAGCAAAAACUUCCAGGAUUCCGCAAUCCGUAUCACCUUCCAUGGGGCGAGAUAAACAAAAUUGAUAUUUCUAUGAAAUUUAAUUCUUGCUAUUUCUUUAUCUACUUCCUUUUAUUGCAGGUGGUCUUUUGGAGUUGUUUUGUGGGAACUAGCCACCAUGGGUAAGCUGGUCUUAAAAAUCUUUGUAUAUUGAUGCUGGUAGAAUAAUACUCUUACUAGUCAUUUUCCUAUACGCAAGGGAAUUGAGAGGAAUCCUCCAAGAAAGUAGUUAGAGAAAAGAUUACUGUUCGGUUUUGAGAUAGCAGUCACAGGAGAUUUGAACCGCUUUAUAAAAGAGGCCAUUCUUGCAUAAUGUCUUGAUUGCUAAACAACUAGAAAAAAUAAUAGGCUCAUUUCCGCAGCUCUCUCAGCCGUCUUUACCGGGGAGGAGCGCAGGCUCAUAAUAAUCCAGCCUGUAAGUCAUACCUUUAACCACAACGUGACCUGACAUCGCGAGUUCGAAUGGAGAUCAGAAGUUUGAUUUAACACUAAAAUUGCACGACAGGAAGUGAAAUUAUCACUUUAUUACAGCCAUUUUGAAAUCGCAGAAUGCAAUCUGUACCAGCAGUGAUUGGCCGUGGCACCAGAUAAGUUAGCUCGUUAUCCCCCAUACUCGUUAACAUAUAUUCUGAAGCCAUGCUAAGAGAUGCUUUAAGUGGUGUGAAUAAAAGUAUUCGAGUGGGAGGUCAUCUCAUUAAGACAGUGCGCUUUGCGGAUGAUCAAGCAACCUUAGCCAGUUCAGUUAAAGGUCUGCAACUUAUGAUGGGUAAAAUGCAGGAAAGCGUGGGGGAAUAUGAUAUGAAGAUCAAUGUUAAGAAGACUAAGGUGAAGAAAAUCUGUCAGAGGCCUGGGGCCCGUUUCUCGAAAGUCCCGAUAAUUAACGGGCCCGGUAAGCUGUCUCCAUUUACAUUAAAGAUCGAGGUUUCAAUAGUUUUGCAUCUAACAUGAUAAAACUAUCAGUUAAUAAAACAAAAUGGAGUAGUUUGCUAGCCAGGACCAGCGCUCUUAUUCUUUAUAUUUCGAUUUGAAUAUUUGAUUUCGGGCCCGUAAAGUUACCGGGACUUUCGAGAAACGGGCCCCGUGAGGAAUUCACGAUAUUUCUUGAGGGUAGACAAUUAAGUCAAGAAUCGUUGCACUUUAACUACCUUAGGAGCCUCAUUACACAGGAUGGAUCCUGUGAAAAAUAAAUUAGAUCGUGAAUAGCCCGAAAACGCGUUUACUAAGAAAAAAAGAACUGCUGCCGGACAAAAGCCUUCAGCGAGCUAGCCUUUGCCUGAAGAAGAGAAUUAUAAAGACUGUCAUCUGGGGUGCUCUCCUGAAUGGAGCCGAAUGAUAGACCUUAGAGAAAGAGGACGUGCGAAGGCUGGAGAGCUGUGGGAUAUAACUUUGGAGAAUGGUUUUAAACAUAACUUGGUCUGACAAAGUCUGUAACGAAGAAGUAUUGAGGCGUGUCGGUGAGGAAAGGACCAUCAUAUCUGUCAGAGAGUCUGUGUUACGCGGGUAAUCUUUCAGAGGACGGGUAGCAUGCAAACUAAACUGAUCAUGAACGCAGGGUUGUCGGAACAGCAACAAGAAGAUUUAUUCUAAAAGUGAACGUAGUUUCCACGAAGUAAAACUCCACAACAGCACGUAAUUAACUCGUUAAACUUACACGGCCUCCGCCAACUUCAAUUAACUUGAUAAACUUACACGGCCUUCGUCACACUUGACUAAACACGACUAACGUCGAAGGCUCCUCGCUCGCCUAUUUAUAUACGUUUACAAUAAGAAUCUAGAACUUUCCAAAUAGUCCAAUUAUAGAAAGAUUACGAAAUAUACCGCUGUAGAAACGCUUACGCAAGAUCCUAAAAUAAACAAACUAUGAACUCUCGCGAAGCUUCUAGAAAGUCACGCUAGUCACGCAAUACAAUUUUUCGUAACUGUCUGUCCCAUUAGUUAUUGAGGGGAAGAAUAUCAGGAAAUAGACCACCUGGAAGACUUCGAGCGGGAAUGCUGGAUAGAGUGAACGAAGGAUGGCAGCUCUUACGUAGCGGCCAAGAGGCGUGCCUUAGAUCGAGAACCAUAAGGAAGGACUUGCCUGUGGGCAGAUCAAAUAACCUGUUGAAAAGCGGAAACAAAAGGGCUUUUACAUCUCAUUUUAUAUUCGAAACAGAAAUGAUGCGAUAUAAAGCAAGGUGCGACGGUGUGACGUGGUUUAGAACAGAUGUGAUUGUGUGAUUCGUAAAUAAAUCACACUGCUGAGAGCCAAUCAGAUUGCAGGGAUCACCAGCGAUUUCAAAAUGAAAAAUUAGGAAAGCCUGAUAAUCUUUGAUAAGACAGCAUUGAUCUUUAUUUUGUUAUUUUAGGGGGUAGACCAUACCCUGGGAUAAGCCCUAUGAGGCUAUGCAGUUUACUUAAAUCUGGAUAUCGGAUGGAGAAACCCAACACGUGCAGCGAUGAAAUGUAAGUCAGAAUAGAAAUAAUAAAAGACCUCCGAAUAGAGGGCACGAUGAAGAAAUAUACACAUAGUACUUCAAAGAGUUUUUUUUUCUAAAAUUGUCAGCCUUUUCCAAGGAGUGAAAACUUCAGCGCGCCUCCUUCCUUUACAUUGCCCCAUUCUAAAAAGAGCCUAUAGAACAUAAGUGUCUUCAAUAUUCAAUGUAAAUGGAGACAUAUGUUUGUGUAGCGGUAUUUUAAACUAUGUCUUCCUUUUUCAAUAGAUACAAAUUGACGAUGGACUGUUGGAAGGAGGAUCCAAAUGAACGACCCUCAUUCAUUCAACUAAUACCGAUACUGGAAGAGAAGAUGACGGAAGAUACCCCUUACUAUUAUUUCAGACUACUGGAUCAGAACCAGCCAUGUUACCGUGAGGCAUCCGCUACUAACACCAGUCAGGAGCCCAUGGGCUCAUGCACCAGUAAAGCUAGUACUCUUGAUACGAAGCUGUAAUUUCUGUAGGGUCUUUAUGGUUUAAAUUUUGUCAAAGCACCC
Molecule: messenger RNA, 10529 nt
Organism: Porites lobata
Lineage: Eukaryota; Metazoa; Cnidaria; Anthozoa; Scleractinia; Poritidae
Source: the annotation of a GenBank genome assembly